Molecule: messenger RNA, 3813 nt
Organism: Phasianus colchicus (ring-necked pheasant)
Lineage: Eukaryota; Metazoa; Chordata; Aves; Galliformes; Phasianidae
Source: RefSeq, a predicted model, not a curated record
UAAAAAGAGUAUUAAAAGCAUCCCUGAUGGCUAAUGAGUCCUCCAACGUGAAAUUAAGCGUGAACAAUCAAAAAGAUGUCAAAAUGAGCCUUGUGCUGUCUGACGCUGGGCAGACUGUCCUUCAGGCUUGGUCUCACCAUAAGAAGCUUCUGGAAUCAUUCGAUUAAUUCUGCAUGCUUGUAGCACCUGGCAUUACAGCAUCAGCGUAUGGUGACAGCCAAGAUAUGAUUUCAAAACACUCCUCUGGCCUGAGAAAUGUCUUCUGAAACCUGUGCCUUCACUGUUCCCAGGGUGAAAUUCACAACCAUUAAAAAGUGGUGGGAUUCUCUUUGCCAUCAAUGAAAAGGAGAACAAGCAGGAAGGCAAAAUUUUAAGUUGAUAGUUGGUUUAAAAGCAUUUUUCUCUAUCUAGGUCAAAUCACUGCCUGAAAUUGAUGGCAGUGCUGUAGAUCUUGAAAAAAGCAUAGAAGAUGAAAAGUAAGAGACUCUAUCCACAUAGAAACAGAAACAGAUGCUUUCAGAGCAAAUUGGCUUCCACUCAAUUUUCAUAUGUGCCAUUUCAGGAGUUCACAUUUACAGCUACAGCCUCUUGACUUCUCCUUCCCAGACUCACUUCUCCUGCCUGGAAGGGUCCAAAUGCUCAGCUCUGAAUUGCACGUUGCCUUCCAUGGGGUGGGGAAUUCUCCCAGCUCCUUUUUUUCCCCAUGAUUUUAUGAAUUUCCUCUUUAUGGUCCUACUGCACUUGAUCUCACAGUUAAUUUUGUGCUGUGGAUUUUCUUGCUUUAUUUUUUGAUGGAGUUACUGUUGAACACCCAUUUUUCCCACACUAAACUAAAAAUAGUCAAUGUCAAACUAAUCUGAAGGUCUGAGAGGAAAAGCUCAUUUUUGACAUGCUGGCACACAAAAAAUUAACAGAUAACUAAACUCAUAGUCCUUACACAAACCAAUCCCUAUUUAGGUUGUGGUCCUCACAGGAAGUGAUGUGUUUAGGAAUACUGUCUGCCAGCAGCUGAAAGCACUGAUGUUCAAUGGUUUAAAUUUACUCACCUGUGACAGGUAGUUAUCCAUUAGCUGCUGUAUGGGUGACUAAAGUGGGUGCUUAAUUCUUAUCCUGUUUGGAUUCUGUUCCAGUUUCAAAUCUCUGGGGUAAUUUUGAUGCUUGGUUUUGUUGCCUUGAUGGCUGUUUACUUCAUGAGAGCAGACAGCACAGUUGAUUGUAAGGGAGAAGAAACAGUUGUCAACGUUUACCAGGAGAUGAAGGAUGAAGAACUCUAUGAAGAUCUCCACAGAACCACAGUAACUGAGGAGGACACAAAUAGAUCCAAUGAUUCCUGCAGCUUUGAACUCGUGGAAAGCGUUCCUUACGACUUAGCUUUUGAGAUAAAUAGCACUGCAGCCAAACCCUUGUACCGUGCCUGGAUGAACCUCCUUGAUGUAGCCCAGGAAGAAAUUCAUGUGGCUUCUUACUACUGGUCCCUUACUGGGAAAGACAUCAGCGUUAAUGACUCAUCUUCAAAGCAGGGUGAAGAAAUUCUGAAGAGAUUUGAGAAAUUACUUGCAGAGAAUGUCUCUCUGUACAUUGCAGCAAGUAUGCCAACUUUGGCUAUGAAUUCAACUGACCUUGAGCUUUUAGAGAGAAAAGGAGCUCAUAUAAAAAAAAUUGACUUUGGACGUUUGACAGGAGGAGUAUUGCACAGCAAAUUCUGGAUCAUAGACAUGAAACACAUAUAUAUUGGUAGUGCAAAUAUGGACUGGAGAUCUUUAUCUCAGGUAAAAGAGUUUGGUGCUGUGAUAUACAACUGCAGCUGCUUAGCCCAAGACCUCUGGAAGACAUUUAAAACUUACUGGGAUCUUGGACAUGCUAGUGCUACCAUCCCAUCCCCUUGGCCUCAAAACUAUUCUACCCACAUUAACAAUUCUCGGCCUCUGGAAAUAGAACUUAAUGGAACCUUGACAAAAGUCUAUUUUUCUGCUUCUCCUCCUGCAUUUUGUCCAGAAGGUCGCACCCAUGACCUCUUUGCUAUUAUCAGUGUUAUCAGUGCGGCACAUAAAUUUGUCUAUGUUUCUGUUAUGGAUUAUUUCCCUACCAGCCGUUUUGUUCACCCAGAAAGAUACUGGCCAGCCAUUGACAAUGCUCUGAGACGUGUGGCUUUCAACUAUAGAGUACAAAUCCGGCUUCUGGUCAGCUGCUGGACCCACACCGACCCAUCCAUGCUCCACUACCUGAGGUCCCUGCGUGCUCUCAACAACCCUCACACCCACAUGAGUGUCAGCGUGAAACUCUUCAUUGUUCCAGUUUUGAAUCACACAAAUAUUCCUCAUGGGAGAGUGAAUCACAACAAAUUUAUGGUCACAGAUAAAGCAGCCUAUAUUGGGACUUCCAAUUGGUCAGAAGAUUAUUUCACUAACACUGCUGGCGUGGGACUCAUUAUCAAGCAGAGUUCAACCAACCUGCAGAGAAGGCAUCAGCCUGUCCAGGAACAAUUAAAAAGCAUUUUUGAGCGAGACUGGAAUUCCAAAUAUUCAGUGAAUGUGGAGGAUGUGCAAGGUCAGAAAGACUGCAACUGGAGAGACAGACUCUGAAGUGAACAGGAGAAUACAUUUUUUAGAAAGAAAUACGUAUCUGGAUGUUGUUCCCUGUGCAAAAAGAGCAGCUUUCUGCUUUGUCUUUUAUCAGAGAAAUUUCUUCCUGGUGGUGUCUACACUGCCUGACAAUGUGGGAACUUCUAGUAGUUGAGUCUCCCUUCCUACUCCUCAGCCAGUGUGUGAUGUUUCCUUUGCUGUGUACCAUUAGCCCAUCUCAGAGUUAAUGAAAUGCAUACGGUGUUGCAGCACAGUCUGUUUGAUAUUAAAGAGAACAUGGAAGAUAUGAUCAGAUCUGAAUACACUAGAGAAGCACAUCACAAUGCUGUACUGUGCUUAUCUUGGGACGCCAUAUAUUCAACCAGAAUGUUGCACUAACAGUGUUUGCUUACACGUGUUAAACAUUUUUCAAAUAAAGUCCUGGUCACUGUAAGAUUUGAGCAAUGCAAAUAAUCACUUAUAACAGCAAGGACAGAUUUUUAAAAAGCAUCUAGGCACUUGUGGCACAAGAAAUGUAUGUGUUUAUAAAUGUUGAAUCUAAUCAGGCUGGAUGGGGCUCUGACACCUAAUGGAGCUGUAGGUGUCCCUGUUCACUGCAGGGGGGUUGGACGAGGUGGCCCUUAACUCAAACGAUUCUAUGACUCUAAAUCACUGCUUCUCACCAGUUGUACUUCACAGGCUUAUUAUCCUGCACCAACAAAUACAUCCGGCCACAAAGUGUAGGAAUACGUGUAUGCAGGAACAACAUCUGCUCAGAUGUGACCCACUGCAAGGAGCACACGCGAACAGGCAGUGAUGAAAAUCUUUCUGAGACUUCACGUGUUUCAGUGUAACUAUUUCCGAUAGAGGAGUGCGCUCCUCUAGAUGGCACUCGAAGCUAUGUUUUCACUGCUUUUGAGAGGGUAAAUUUUGCUGAACAGGAAAACUUUCUCCUUCCCUUAUGAGCUCAAACCUGACAGUGCUGGAUAAGUUGCGUAGCGGAGCAGUUUCUGGGUAAGAUAAGAGAAUGGAAUGUUGGGAUAAGGUUCAGCUUUCAAAGGAAAAAUGGUUGCUUACUAGAAUGACCUUUAUUUUCUUUACAGCCAUCACCUGUCUUGAUUCUUUCUUCACAGAUGAAGGAGAGGUUUGCAGUUAAGACAAUUAACUGGAUCUCGCUGGAACUUGAAUUUGGUUUCUUGGUAUCUUCUCUUUGCUUGAUCAGUAUUAAAAAGGCAGAACAUGGUGAAAAUUA